Molecule: messenger RNA, 1359 nt
Organism: Solanum tuberosum (potato)
Lineage: Eukaryota; Viridiplantae; Streptophyta; Magnoliopsida; Solanales; Solanaceae
Exons: 2
Coding region: 495-1145 (216 amino acids)
Biological process (GO): endoplasmic reticulum to Golgi vesicle-mediated transport; intracellular protein transport
Cellular component (GO): endoplasmic reticulum; endoplasmic reticulum membrane
Source: RefSeq, a predicted model, not a curated record
ACACGGACAAAUAUUACUACUAGCAAAAUAGCAGUGUACUACUAAUAAUUCACAUUUCUUUUUCUUUUCUUCUAGCUAUUCCUUUUCCCAAGUAAAGUGAAAAACAAAACAAUCCAACACACCAUUUGCUUAGAGGAACCAAAAGUUAAAAGUUGAACCAAAAAAUGGGUUUUGCUUAAAGAAAGUUUUUAUCUUUUUCUUUUUUUCUAAUUAGCAACUAAUUCCAUAGAUCUGCAGCUCAAAACCCUUAACAUUUUCUACUAAAGUUACUAGCUUUAUCCUUUUACACUUCUUUAAAGAUGGGUUGUAAAAGAUUAGGUUUUUAAUUAGUGGAGUAUUAGACAUCUUUUACUUCUACUUCUUUUCUUGGUCAUCUACAGGGGCUUCUUCCCAAUUCUUGAUUUGGGUUUUUUUAUGAUGUUGGUUCUUUGAAGAAAUUUUGGGGUUUUAGUUGAAGGUAUAAAAAAGGUUGAUUUUUUUUUUUUAGUGUAAAAAUGAUUCAGUUGUUGUUUAUGGUUCUCUGUUUGGAGAGUAUGGUGGCAUUUCUUUUAAUGGUGAAGAUUGGGCCACUGAGGGAACUGGUGAUGAAGUGUUUGGAUCAGGUGAAAAUGAGAAAGGGUACUGUUUUAACUAUUGCUGGUACUAUAUCAGCUAUCUUAGUUUCCAACUUUAUUAGUAUUAUCAAGAUUCAGAAUAAGGGGGCUAAGAUUGGUACAAUGACACCAAUGGAUCAGGUUUUGUGGAGAACCAACUUGUUAGAGGCUACUCUCAUGGGAUUUUCUCUGUUUCUCGGAUUCUUAAUUGAUCGUAUGCACCAUUACCUUCGGAAGCUGAUUGUUUUGCGUAGUAGUGCGGGAUCUUCAAAGAAAGAAUUUGAAAGGCUUGAGAAAGAAAAGCUGCAGCUUAAGGAGAAAGCAGAUAAAGCUGCUGAGGAAAUAAAAUUAUCACAGAAACAACUCUCUAGUUUAACAGAGACACUGAAGAAGGUUAAGUUGGAGUCAGAGGAGAAAGACAAACGUGUUGAAACUGCGGAAGCUCAUGUUGCUGCUCUCCAAAAACAAGCAGCAGAUCUUCUUUUAGAAUAUGACCGUCUAUUAGAAGACAAUCAAAAUCUUCAAAAUCAAGCUCAUGGUUAUCGGAGUUGAGAAAAAUAGACAGAAGCAGUUGGUUCAAAUUUUACAACUUUUUGAUAAGAUUGAACAUUAUGUGCCUGCAUGUCUUGACCCUUCUUUUAGGAGAAGGGAUUUUGGGAAUUGUUGUAACUCAAUGAGAAUCUUGUAGUAUUGUUUUUCAGAUAUAGACAUUGUUAACAUUCACUACCUUGUGUCAAUCCAAACUAUUAAUUGUGUGUUAUCUUUA